Molecule: messenger RNA, 846 nt
Organism: Leptosia nina
Lineage: Eukaryota; Metazoa; Arthropoda; Insecta; Lepidoptera; Pieridae
Source: the annotation of a GenBank genome assembly
AUGAAGAAGAACUGCCUCAAAGAUCUUUUAACGUCAUUACCCCCUGAACUUGAUUCAAAUAAACGAAUCGUUUCACCGUCCAUUUUAAGUCAAACACAAGCUGGGCCCUCUACUUUUAAUGAUUCGCAACCUGAAACAUCGAUUAUAAACGAGAUACGACCUGGAUCUUUUACUUUGAAUGAUCCACAACCUGGAACAUCAACCAUAAAAGAUACACGACAUGGAUCUUCCAACUCUGCUUACAUUCUAAUAACUCCAGAAGUCGUUCGACCAUUCCCUAAAGCUUUACCACGAAAACCUACUGGGAAGCAACGUAAAGCUAAAACUACGAUUAUAACGGAAACCCCUGAAAAAGAAAGACUGCUUUUAGAAAAUAUGAUGGAUAUCUUAAAAAAGAAAGCACCCAAAACUGAGAAACAAAACUUAAAACAUGUGAAACAAAUUUUUAAAAGUAAUUUUGCAGAUCAAGAAUCUAUCAAAUCGAAACGUAACGAGAAGGCUAAAAAGAAAAUGAAUAUUACGAAAAAUGUUACAAUUAGUCAAAAGAAGAAAAAGGCUGCACGAAAAAUUGCAAACAGUAGCAAUAACAGCGAUGCUUCGUCAAAUAUAGUUACGGAUUCUGACUCAAUAAAUGAUAUAUCAGAAAAUGAAAAAGACACUCCAAGGUUAAGAAAACGUACAAUUACAAAAAAUAAAACAGGAGACGAUGACCAAUGUAAUGUUUGUAAGAAAACAUAUUUAGAAAGCACUGAAGAUUGGUAUCAAUGUAAACUUUGCACAAAAUGGGCACACGAAACCUGUGGCAUUAAAGGUACUUUUAAUUAUUUUUGCUCACUAUGUCACUAA